CGGAGUAUUAGCUAGUUGUACACGAGCAUGAUACAGAUUCCUAAUCCAACCGGUUUUGUUGCUUGUUUAUUUAUAAACCCAUUCAUUCAUUAAUAAAGAGAUAAUUUUUCGGUUAUCCAAUCCGGUCUUCUAUCACUCUGAAAGUCUUCUGAAGAUAAAAUCCGUCCUUUACAACGCUAGGCAUAUUAUUUCUUGCGUUAAUAUAAAUUUUUGGUUAAGGGUUUCCAUGAGGAAUUCAGGAUUGAUAGGCAAAAAAGCAUUGCCCGCCGGCAGCGGGAAGGAAGACGAAGAAGAGGAAAGGGCAGGCUGGGGCGAUCUAAACGAGGAGCUUUUGUGCUGUAUAUUGUCGCGUUUGGAUGUGAUAGGAGAUGAGGUGAGCUUUCAGUGCGUUUGCAAAUCAUGGAAGCUGGCAGCGGCAAGAAGGAUGCCGCCGCCACAGGCGGCGUUAGCAUCUCAUCACGAUCCUCCGCCGCCUGCUUUAGAUUCGGCGCCGUAUCUGAUGUACUUGAACCACAGAACUGGGAGGUUCAAUUUCCAUGACCCGACUCGCAGAGGUGCCACAUAUUCAGUACACAUCCCUCAACUAUUGGGGGAUUACCCGGGCGAGGUUGAAUGUUAUUAUGCUAGCUGCGGUUGGCUGCUUCUUCGCAAGGGCCCCAUGACAUACUUCCUUUUUAACCCCUCCACCAUGGAUAGAAUUGACCUUCCUCCAGUACGUGACAUGCCCAUCUCAUUCGAAUCCAUGUGUUUCUCUGGUUCGCCCACUUCUUCCUCGUGUAGGAUUGUUGGCUUUGUCAGUUAUGUCCCACAAAAAGUGGCCUUUAUUGGAGAAACAAUGGUGGGAUGUGAUUCUUGGUCCGUGUCUGUCAACACUAGCAACCCAGAUGACUUCGUGGCAUCCAUAUGCCCCCCCAUUGUCUGUGAUGGGAGCUUUUAUGUUUUGGGUGAAUCUGGGAAUUUGGGAUGCCUCUGGUUUCGACCUCCCAAGAAGGGACUGACUGAGGUUUCUUGGGAAGUUAUUGGCAAGCCAGCAGAUGAACUGUUUUAGACAUUCAAAGAUCAAUUCCUCCUCGAAAGCGAUGGCGACAUCAUGUGCGUGGCAACUCUACAAGGAGGGGGCGAGGUUUGUGUUCUCAAGCUUGAUCCACACACUCAAGUGUGGCAAAAGGUGGAUGAUCUCCAAGGAAAAGCCUUGUACGUCUCUCAAUCCGCAUCCUUCUCCCUUAAAGCAAUUCCCAGAGGACGAGGAACGGGUAACAAGGUCUACUUUCCUAGAUUCUACAACAACCGAGGACUGUUUUAUUGCAUGGGAACCAAAGAGUGGCGCAACUUUCCCCAUACUUUCUCAAGUACAAACUAUUACAAUACCAGUGUCUUACUUCAUUCUGCCUGGAUUCAACUUUCUCCUCAUCAUAAUAGCUAGCUAGUUUAAAUCACUUACUGCUAUUGUAUACACUUACCAACAAAAUUACUUUGUUUCAGAUAUUUAUCGAAUUUUAUAAUUGCUAAAUUUGACUGUUAGUGAUGUUCCA
This is a messenger RNA of Cuscuta epithymum, 1532 nucleotides long. The record is from the annotation of a GenBank genome assembly. Lineage: Eukaryota; Viridiplantae; Streptophyta; Magnoliopsida; Solanales; Convolvulaceae.